GUGUAUUUUGUUUUCCUUUGAUUUAGCUCACUCAAGUUGGACGUGGCGACGUGUUCCCCCCGUGCUAGUCGAACCCCGUAAGCUUUUCGCGUUGAUUCUCUUCUAUGUCUACGCGGUUUUUCCCACGCUUUAUUUCGCCUUAUUUUUACGUACAUUCAUUUUUUGCUUGAUCCGCUGCUCGCUGUCCCGUGCGGAUUCGCCUCCGGUGCACUAACGCUUCCUCCCACUUCCAUUUUCACACCCGCUUGCCAUGGAGCCGAAGUCCAAAGAGGUCGAGGUCGGGGUGCCCUCGCAGGACCCGGUGAAGAAGAACGACGUCAAUGAGAAGAAGAAGAAGGAGAAUGAAAACAAGAUGAGUGAGGAGGACAGGCGCAUCAAGGAGGAAGUGGAGCUCCUCGUGACGCGGGCCGCGGACACCGACGCCCGCAUCGCAAAAGUCGCGGUGGAGCGUCUGGUGGAGCUGCUGCGCACGAGCAGCAGUGGCAGCCUUGCUGCCGUGCCGCCGCCGCUGAAGCAUAUUCGCGCCCUCUACCCGGAUCUGGAGGCGGCGCUGAAGGGCACGCAGGACCCCUCGGUGUCCCGCCGUCUGCACGACCUUCUUUCCUUUAUUUCGAUGACGCUGGAGUCGAAGAGCGGCAACCGCACGCUAUUGGAGCACAAACUGAAGGGCACCACGGACGAUCUGGCGCAGUGGGGCCACGAGUACCUGCGCUUCCUCGCCGGCGCCAUCGCGGAGGAGUGGCGGGAUCGGGCCGGCAACCACGACCCGACCGACCACCUCAACGGUUUUGUGGAUCAGACAGUCACCUACAUGCUGAUGCAUCAAGACGAGGCAACGGCGAUUGACCUACUUCUGGAGAUCGACGGCGUGGCGCGCAUCCUGCCGCACGCAGAGGCGUCCAACUACAAACGCAUUGCAAACUAUAUCGCCGCAAUCAGCAAAUACCUGACACGCCCCUCCGACAGUGAGGCGCUGCGCACCGUCUACGACAUCUACAAGAAGAUGAAGGCCUACCCGGAUGCCGCGAUGGUGGCGCUCGCACUCAACGACCGGGAGCUGGUGGCGGAGCUCUUCAAGGAGUGCACCAGUAAGCCCGAGCGUCUUCAGAUGGCCCUCUCCUGCGCGCGACAGAAGUUCUUCCUCGAUAUGGACGACGAGGAGGACGAGUUACUCCAGGACGCCAAUGGCAACAUGCGGCUGUCGCAGCUGUACCGCCACACCGCGCAGGAGCUGGACUCCAUGGCCCCCAAGACCUUAGAGGAAGUCUUUAAGAUGUCGACAGAUGAGAAGAGCGCGCCGAAGGACUUGCAGAACAACCUCGUCAGCGCCUUUGUAAGCGGGCUGGCGAACUGCGGUUACGGCACGGACAAGUUCCUCUCCGACACGCCGGCCUUCUUCUUUGACCAACGCGAGGACCGCAUCAUCUCCACGACGGCUGCGCUGGGCCUGCUGCACUUGUGGGAUCACGUUGAGGGUCUGCAGCAGAUCGACAAGUACUUUUACUCAGAGAGCACCUACGUGAAGGCGGGGGCGUGCCUUGCGUCUGGCAUUGUCAUGUGCGGGGUGAAGAACCCCUUCGACCCUGCUCUGGGUCUGCUUUCCGAGCAAAUCAACGCGCAUGAGGAUGAGGUGGCCAUUGGCGCCAUCCUGGGUCUGGGCUACGCCUACGCCGGUACACGCAAGGAGGACGUGAAGGAGCUGCUCGUCCCCAUGCUGGCGGACUCGGAGCAGAAGCUGUUGGUGCAGUGCAUCGCAGCCUACGCCUUGUCCACCGUCUUUGUUGCCUCCGCAGACGAGGACAUCUCUGAGACGAUGAUCAACUGCCUGAUGGAGGUCCCGGAGAACAAGCUGAAGGAGCCGUGCGUGCGCUACCUUAUUCUCGCCCUGGGCUGCAUGUUUCUCGGCCGACAGGAGGCCGCCGACACCUUGCUGGACGCCACCCGUGCGCUGCCCACGCUCAUUCAGCGCUACACGGAGAUCGUGGUGCGCAGCUGUGCCUUUGCGGCCACGGGCAACGUCGUUGUUAUCCAGAGUCUUUUCCACGUGAUCGCCGAGAACGAGGAGCCGGAGAACGAGGAGGAAAAGAACGAGGCCGAAGACGGCAACGAAGAGGCGAAUGAGCAGGCGCAGAAGCCCGAAGGGGAGGAGAAGCCGAUACCGUUGAACUACAAAGCAGCUGCGGUGCUCGGCAUCGGCUUGAUCGCCGUGGGCGAGGAUCUGGGUAUGGAGAUGACGAAGCGCGCCAUUAUCCACAUCCUGCUGGCCGACACGGUGAGCAAAGGCAAGGACCCGAUGUCGGGCCGCUGCGCCGUGCCGCUGGUCUACGCGCUGCUUUCUGCCGGCAACCCGAACAUGCCGGUGGUGGAGACGCUGAACCGGCUGGCGCACGACUCCGAUGUGUCGACGGCCACCAACGCCAUUAUGGCGAUGGGCAUCGUUGCCGCCGGCAGCACCAACGCCCGCGUCGCCACGAAGCUGCACAAUCUCUCCUCGUAUUACCAGAAGCAAAUCUACGCGGGUGCCACCUUUGCGGUGCGCCUGGCGGAGGGUCUCUGCGCGAUGGGCAAGGGCCACCUGACGCUGUCCUGUCUGCAGAACGAUGGAAAUUCGGUGGACAUGACGGCGCUGAUGGGCGUGCUGAGUCUGCUGCACAGCUCCCUUGAUUUCUCCAACACGCUGCUGGGUGAGUGCCACUAUAUGUUCUACGCCAUCACGCCCGCCAUCAGCCCACGCAUGAUGAUGGCGGUGGAUGAGGAGAUGGAGCCGGUGGACUCCGUGAUGGUGCGUGUGGGUUUGCCCGUGGACACGGUGGCGCUGCCUGGUAACCCGAAGCCCAUCACCGGCUUCCAGACGCAGAAGACGCCGGUUCUGCUGAGUGCAACUGACAAGGUGGAGUGUGCCGAUCCGAAGUACGUGCCUGUGAGUACGGUGUUAGAGGGCGUUUGUGUCGUGAAGAAGCGUCCUCAAGAGACAUAG
Molecule: messenger RNA, 2977 nt
Organism: Leptomonas pyrrhocoris
Lineage: Eukaryota; Euglenozoa; Kinetoplastea; Trypanosomatida; Trypanosomatidae
Product: putative Proteasome regulatory non-ATPase subunit
Exons: 1
Coding region: 251-2977 (908 amino acids)
Biological process (GO): proteasome-mediated ubiquitin-dependent protein catabolic process; regulation of protein catabolic process
Cellular component (GO): proteasome regulatory particle, base subcomplex; nucleus; proteasome storage granule
Molecular function (GO): enzyme regulator activity
Source: RefSeq, a predicted model, not a curated record